Molecule: messenger RNA, 2950 nt
Organism: Dufourea novaeangliae
Lineage: Eukaryota; Metazoa; Arthropoda; Insecta; Hymenoptera; Halictidae
Product: pikachurin-like
Exons: 14
Coding region: 1-2712 (903 amino acids)
Molecular function (GO): calcium ion binding
Source: RefSeq, a predicted model, not a curated record
AUGGCGGAACUACGUGUUUGCCGGUUCCUCGUGAUCCUUGCUCUUCUGACGGUCGUCUUGGUGCUCGGGCAGAAUCCCGUCGAGGAGAAGACCACCUUCGAGGCCGCUUUUCAAGGACGAUGCGGGCACGGAUCGCCUUGCGAGCAGCUCUGUUACGAUCUUCACGACGGGAUGUACGAGUGUGACUGCCGGGACGGCUAUAUUCUUCAUAAAAAUGGAUACAGUUGCGCCGAGCUAAACUCCACGUCCUCCUCGACCAGAGAGCUCGGCGAGCUUGUCGAGGAUAUCGAGAACGACGAAUUAAACAAGGACACGGACGAGGAUGAGGACGCGGUCGAAGACAUCCUUUAUAUGCGCGGCGCGUCUUUUACGAUACACUUGGACCCGCCGCCCGAGAACACUACUGUGAAUUCAACGAAGAUUAACGACGAGACCGACGCCCCUCUCGAUCGAGUCGAGUUACGAGCUACGUCCCAGGGCCCGAAUUUAGAGCAGAAGCUCCCGUCAACGAUGGAAAGUAUCGUCAGCACGGAGCCAGCUUGCUCGUUGGACUGCGGGCCGGCUGGAAAUUGUUACAUCGAGCAGUCACGGGGCGACGACGUCGUCGAGCUGGUGGACGACGAAGUCGACGACGAGGCAACCGACAACGGGGACGACGACGACGAGGCCUCGAUGGCGAUGGAUCUCGAAGGGAACGACGUCGCCCCGAGACGGAGGCAAGGGUCCUUCAGGCAGCGAUGUCAAUGCCCCCUUGGCAGAGGCGGCGAUCGAUGUCAGCUAGAGGCCGAAGUCAGGUCGCCCCGUUUCACCGGCUCCGGUUGGCUGGCGUUCCCCGCCCUGAAGGCUGCCUACAAGCACGUCCAAUUAGAACUGGAAUUCCGUCCGGAGGCGUGGGACGGUAUCCUUCUUCUCGCUGGAGAGAGGGAUGAUCUUCAGGGUGACUUCAUGGCCUUGAUACUGCAUCACGGCUUCAUCGAAUUUAGGUUCGAUUGUGGCAGCGGAGUCGGCACCGUCAGAAGCACCCAAACAGUCAGGCUGAACGAAUGGAAUACGUUGACUGUCUACAGGCACCGAUGGGAUGCUUGGAUUCAGUUAAAUCAAGAGAAACGCGUAGAGGGCAGAUCGAAGGGCUUGUUUGCAAGGAUUACCUUCCGUGAGCCGCUCUUCGUCGGCGGGCCCGGAAACACAACCGGCCUCGAGCGACUUCCGGUGAGGACCGGAUUUAAGGGAUGUGUCCGGCAUCUGGAAGCCAAUGAACACCACUAUCGUUUCCCCCUAGCGCCGCAGGGGGACGCGACGAACGGUUUCGACGUCGAGGAAUGCACUGCGGACAGGUGCAGCAAGGUUCCAUGUUCCCACGGAGGGAAAUGCCUGACUACUGGCGGCGACACGGCCGUUUGCCUUUGCCCCCUCGGAUACACCGGUGACCUGUGCGAGACACGAGUAGAUCUGCAGGUGCCAUCGUUCAACGGAUCCUCUUAUCUUCGCUACCCCGGUCUGGCGGACACCUCGCUAUCUUGGCUGGAAUUGGCUGUCACGUUGAAACCGACCGCGGCGGACGGCGUUAUACUUUACAACGGCCACCAUAGCGAUGCUACGGGGGACUUCGUCGCGUUGUACCUGUCCUCGGGACACGUUCAGUUCACCUUCGACCUCGGAACAGGUCCAGCGACAUUGAGAAGCGAGAAUCCGGUACGCCUUGGCGAAUGGGUCGAGGUACGGGUGUCGAGGACCGGACGUUUGGCGUCCCUCGAGGUCGAGGACGAUCCUCCGCAGGAAAUCCUGGCGCCGGGAGCUUUCACGCAGCUGUCUCUGCCGCUAAAUCUUUACCUAGGCGGCGCGCCCUCGACGGACAUGUACUCGCCAAAGAUGAAGACGACGGCGAGCUUUGUCGGUUGCAUUCAGACCGUCAUUAUGAACCGUCGAGAGAUAGGAAUUCUCGCCGAGGCACUCGGCGGAGUGAACGUCGGGAACUGCGGGCACGCGUGCGAAGCGAGGCCCUGCGGAGACGCGGAAUGCCGUCCACUCCGCGACCGUUUCACCUGUCGCUGUCGACCCGGGAUGCCUCAUCCCUGUCCAGCCCCGGAUGACAAUACAAUCCUCGGCUCAUCCCCGGUGAAAUCGAGCGUUGGCACGCGUUACGAACGAUCCGUGCCGAGCUUUUCCGGCAGCGAGAGCUACCUUCAUUACAACGACGCGGACACGAUGAAAAGGAUAAUCAGCUACAGGGUAGACAUCAAUAUGAGAUUUCGUGCGAGCAGCAAUAGCGGUCUGCUGCUGUGGAGCGGUCGACAGGCGGAUCCACAGGAACAAAGAGACGAGAACGAUGAUUUUCUCGCCCUCGGCUUGGAUCGCGGUUACCUGACAUUAGCGUAUAAUCUUGGCUCCGGCGAGGCAGUUCUACGGUACAAUCUAACGAGACUGGACGAUGACCUAUGGCAUCGUGUUCGGGCAGUUAGGAACGAACAGUGGGCGUCGUUGGUCGUCGACAGCGGGGCCGGAGUCUCAGCCUCCUCGCCGGGACAGCUGAGACAGCUGAACACUGACACCGGUCUUUACGUUGGCGGUGCACCAGACAUCGUGAGGACGACGGGUGGCACGUACACGAAGGGUAUCGUCGGUUGCAUCAGCGAUCUGGUUCUCGACUCGGACUUCUCCGUGGCGCUGUCGUCACCCGCGCAGGCCACCAACACGCACUCGUGCAUCCCCUGAAAGACACCAGUACCGUCCGACAUUAGGUGGUCAGGCCCGUUUGGGCGGGUCGUUGCUAGGAUAUAAAAAUACAGCACGAUGAAUCGCUCUGGCGUAGCCAGGGCGAGAGCCCGUCGACGAGCAACGUUCAAGGUGAACAGCGCGCGCCCGGUCAUCGCCUUGAACACGCUAAUCCGACGUUUGUGACGGCGUGCGAUUCAUUAUUACCGAUCAUCCACCCUUUUUGUACAGACUCAUC